Molecule: messenger RNA, 2397 nt
Organism: Cryptomeria japonica (Japanese cedar)
Lineage: Eukaryota; Viridiplantae; Streptophyta; Pinopsida; Cupressales; Cupressaceae
Product: cold-responsive protein kinase 1
Exons: 7
Coding region: 101-2071 (656 amino acids)
Biological process (GO): protein phosphorylation
Molecular function (GO): ATP binding; protein kinase activity
Source: RefSeq, a predicted model, not a curated record
UAAUGCUUCAAAUUUAUGUUUAUGUUUUAGUUACUUUUUAGAGUGGUUUACAGGUGUUCCUCUGCAACCUCUGUAAUAUUUAAGCUGCACAUCUUUGAACAUGCCAAGCUCAAGCACAAACGCCAGACACUCGUGGCUUGUCUUGUAUGUACUCUUAAUUUUAGCCAUACCUAAUUUGGUUCUACGUUUAGAAGCCGAUCCCCAAACUACAGAGGCGGGUCAUGGCUGUAGUUCGAUUACAUAUGCAAAUACCACCGUUUUCAAAGAAAACCUCGACACCGUUUUCUCGCAGCUUGCCAAAAACGUUUCUUCAACAGGCUUCGGUACAGCUUCAGCCGGGACUGGUAUAAAUACCGUCUAUGGGCUUGCUCAGUGCAGAAAUGACCUAUCAAAGGAGGAUUGCAAUACGUGCUACACAGCAGCACAAAAUCAGAUUCUUAUUUACUGUCCUGAGGACACCGGGGCACGUAUGAUUUACGAUGGAUGUUUUUUGCGUUAUGAGAAUUCCAGUUUCUUUGAUCAGGUAUUGGAUGUCGGCUACUCAAACGUUUGCAUCUCUGGCGCCUCCUCAAGCCCUAAACUUUUUAAUGAAACUGUGCUCAAUUUGCUAGCGGACAUCAGAUCCAGGGCUCUAAAAAACGAGGGUUUUGCCAAAGGUGAAAUCAGUGCCAACGGAUUACCGACGGCUAUUUAUGGACUGGCUAUGUGCAGGCGGACGCUUAAUACCAGUAGUUGUGACCUUUGUCUUCAGACCGCUAUCCAGAUCAUACAACGGUGCUUUUCACUGCAGGAUGGAAGGGCUCUCGAAGCCGGCUGUUAUUUGCGGUACUCCACCGUUGCUUUCUUCUCCACUUCCUCUUCCUCAAGCCCUUCGAAGAUUGUGCUCAUCUUGGUCGGAACCUUGGGAGGUGCGGCUCUUAUUGCUGUAUUAUGCCUGUUGUUUAUUUGCAGGCACUCUUUUCGAAAGUUACACACUAAAUUCUCCAGCCGCAGCCGGCGUGAAGAAACAGAGGUAUAUUUUAUUGCUGAGGAAGACCCUAACUGGGAUCAUCUCUUUAGCUACGAUUCACUUCGAUCUGCAACUAAAAAAUUCGAUCCCAGUAUGAAAAUCGGUGAAGGAGGAUUUGGCCAAGUUUAUAAGGGAAUAUUUAACGAUGGCCGGGAGGUUGCAGUGAAAAAGCUUUUCUCACAACAGUCUACGAGGGCGUCGGACGAUUUCGUUACAGAAGUGAAGCUCAUCAGUGCUGUUCGUCACCGAAAUCUUGUUCGUCUGCUUGGGUGUUGCACACGAGGACUAGAGAAGCUCCUGGUUUACGAAUUGAUGCCUAAUAUGAGCCUUGACAGACAUCUCUUCGCAAAAACGGUGAAACCACUGAGCUGGAAAAAGAGAUUUGAGAUCAUUUUGGGAACGGCGCAUGGACUUGCAUAUUUAAACGAAGAAUCCCCCUUUCGAAUCCUGCACCGGGAUAUCAAACCUGCCAAUAUACUUCUGGAUAACGAUUUUCAGGCCAAAAUUGCAGAUUUUGGACUGGCAAGGCUGUUUCCAGAGGACCGGACACAUCUUACUACAAGAGUCGGUGGUACCAUAGGAUAUACGGCGCCGGAAUAUGCUGUUCACGGUCAUUUGACAGAUAAGGCGGAUGUGUAUAGCUACGGCAUGCUUGUUCUCGAAAUCGUGAGCGGUAGAAAGUACGUUGAUUCUAAACUUCCAGCACAUAUGGAACUCCUUUUGCAGUGGGCAUGGAGUCUAUAUGAGAAAAACGAGGCAUUUAGCAUGGUAGACGAAAGAUUAAUUGAAGAAGAACCAGAGGUGAAUAGAGAAGAGAUAUUAAAGAUAAUCCAGAUUGCUCUCCUGUGCACACAAGGAGUCCCUGAGUUGAGGCCAUUAAUGUCAAAAGUGGUGUCCAUGAUCACAAGCAAUACAGAUAUUCUGGUUCAGCCUACUCAACCAGCUUUUAUUGACAGCGAGUCCACUCCAAACGAAUUGGGUUCGGCUAAUGUUGAGUGGAUGGAAGGUCCAUCGGUAGCGUCAUCACACGCUACCGUAUCAAUCUCUCUGGAACCACGCUAAAUCAAGAAAAUAGGGCUCUCGCCUCCCUCAAGUAAACCCAAAUGCCUUUUGCAUGCAGUCAUUCCAAUGUUCAUGUUUGGUACGCAUUGAUUUCAAUUGAUGUGAAUGCCACAUUUAUUAUAGGUAAGUCAACUUGUUCAGUGCUCAUGAUAUUCUUAAAAGAUUUCAAAGAUUUCUUUUGUCUUAUUGAAUCCAUCUGGUGCUGACUUAAAAAAAAUUAUUGGUAGUAGUUUGGUUUGCUUUAAUAUAGAAAAAGAUGUUAUGAUAAAAUAUAUAUUUUGGACAUGAUAUUGAUUCUAAUAAGAUAAUUUCAAACUAUUUUAUUA